This is a messenger RNA of Saxophila tyrrhenica, 1305 nucleotides long. RefSeq lists its product as uncharacterized. The record is from RefSeq and is a predicted model, not a curated record. NCBI's taxonomy places the organism in Eukaryota, Fungi, Ascomycota, Dothideomycetes, Mycosphaerellales, Extremaceae. Bases 1 to 1305 code for a protein of 434 amino acids. Gene Ontology annotation, molecular function: monooxygenase activity; FAD binding. The transcript is spliced from 3 exons.
AUGGCCCCCUACAUGGACGAGAACUCUGCUUCUAACGGCACAUCAACCACAACGGACAAGCCUACUCCAUCCGGCAUCCGUGUAGUUAUCGUUGGCUGUGGCUACGCAGGCCUUACCGCGGCAAUCGAAUGCACUCGCAAAGGCCAUUCAUGCAUUAUCCUGGAAAGCUUCAAGAGUACCAACGUCCAGCUUGGCGAUGUCAUCUCGUUCGGAUCAAACAGUUCCAGGAUAUUCCAAAGAUGGCCUGGGGUUUCAGAGCAGCUUGACCCAAUCACUCAUAAAAGCCAAUGUCUGAAAUACAAGACCUGGACCGGGGAGGACAUCUACACGCAGUACUGGGGCUCCGAAGAGGAGAACUUUGGCAAACGCUAUAACGGGCAUCGCGGGGAGAUCCAUAAGAUUGUUUACGAUCAUGCCAUCGAGCAGGGCGUGGAGAUCCGUCUGGGUCAGCAAGUCACGGAGUAUUUUGAAAACGACAACGAAGCUGGUGUAAUCUCAAACGGCGAGAGAAUCACUGGUGAUGUUGUGUUAGGCGCGGAUGGCGUACGUUCGAAAGCUCGACAGCUCGUUCUUGGUUAUGAUGAUGCGCCGAAGCCUAGUGGUUAUGCCAUUUACAGAGCGUGGAUGAGUAGCGAUGACCUGGCUAAGAAUGAUCUCACCAAGGAUCUUGUGAUAAAUGGCGACUCGCACACAGGCUGGCUCGGUCCAGACAUCCACUUCCUUGCCGCCUCCAUCAAAGACGGCAAAGAGUUCUCCUGGGUCUUCACGCACAAAGACGAACGGGACGUCGACGAAGGCUGGAGCGAGCCCGGCAACCACGACGACGCAUGCCGAAUCCUCGAAGGCUGGGAUCCUGCAGUGCAUGCCUUGGUCCGCAUGACACCUCCGGAGAAGCUCGUCGACUGGAAGCUGGUGUACAGGGACCCGCUGCCCACCUGGAUCUCCGAGAAGGGUCGUACUGCUCUGAUCGGUGAUGCUGCGCACCCUUUCCUGCCAACCAGCAUACAAGGCGCAAGCCAAGCCAUGGAAGACGGAGCCUGUAUCGCUGUCUGCCUUCAGCUCGCUGGGAAAGACCAUGUCGACGAUGCGUUGAGAGCUUUCGAGAAGAUUCGGUAUGACCGGGUGAGGAAAAUUCAGAAGACUGGCGAAACGACGCGUGAUCAGUGGCACAAGGCCGACUUCGACAACCUCAAGAAGAACCCCGAAGCUAUCAAGUUGAAACGGGAAGAGUGGGUGUUGAACCAUGAUGCUGAGACACAUGCAUAUUCAGUGUGUCCGGAUGUUCUUGCUUCACUGCGGCAUUAG